Messenger RNA from Papaver somniferum (opium poppy), 1751 nucleotides. Its product is annotated as beta-glucosidase 11-like. Gene Ontology annotation, biological process: carbohydrate metabolic process. The transcript is spliced from 13 exons. Gene Ontology annotation, molecular function: beta-glucosidase activity. NCBI's taxonomy places the organism in Eukaryota, Viridiplantae, Streptophyta, Magnoliopsida, Ranunculales, Papaveraceae. The coding region runs from base 49 to 1119 and encodes 356 amino acids. The record is from RefSeq and is a predicted model, not a curated record.
GUAUAUACGAAUUUAUUGAGAGUACUGGAAGAUAGUAGAGAAAGAGAGAUGAGAAGGGUGUUAUGUACAUUUUCUUCAUUUUGGUCUCUAUUUAUCAUUCUUCUUUUGGUAUGUUCUCUGGGAUUUUGUAGUGGUCAAAACGAGAAUGGGUUCAGCAGAAAUGAUUUCCCACCAAACUUUAUCUUUGGUGCAGGAAGCUCAGCUUAUCAGGUUGAAGGAGCUGUAAAUGAGGAUGGAAGAACUCCUAGCAUUUGGGAUACAUAUUCUCAUUCUGGAAAAUUACCGAACAACAGCAAUGCGGCCAUAGCUGCUGAUCAGUAUCACAGAUAUAAGGAAGAUGUUAAACUCAUGGCGGAUACAGGUUUAGAUGCUUACAGAUUUUCCAUCUCAUGGCCAAGGCUUAUACCAAAUGGAAGAGGACCCAUGAAUCCUAAGGGUGUGGAAUACUAUAACAACCUCAUCAAUGAACUUAUCAGCCAUGGAAUUCAAGCGCAUGUUACACUUUUUCAUUAUGAUCUUCCUCAGACGCUCGAAGAUGAGUAUGGAGGAUGGUUGAGCCGAAAGAUUGUAAAGGACUUCACAUCAUAUGCGGAUGUGUGCUUUAACGAAUUUGGUGAUAGAGUUUCGACAUGGACAACAAUGAAUGAGGCUAAUGUGCUUGCUUUUGCUUCCUAUGGCACGGGAGUUCUGCCGCCGCGGAGGUGCUCUUUUCCAUUUGGGGUCCGUAAUUGUGAAAGUGGUAACUCCACAACAGAGCCGUAUAUUGUCACCCAUAACUGUUUGCUAGCUCAUGCGUCAGCUGCAAGAUUAUAUAAGAACAAAUACCAGGUUAUACAACAUGGACUUAUAGGAUUCAACCUCUUCGGUUAUGGGUUCAGUCCUGUCACAAAUUCCGUAGAAGAUAUUUCAGCAACUCGAAGGGCCAAUGAUUUCUAUUUGGGUUGGUUUGCUGGGCCUUUUGUUUUUGGUGAUUAUCCUGAAUCAAUGAAGAGAAAUGUUGGCUCGAGACUUCCUUCUUUCACGUCAUAUGAAUCAAAACUAGUUAAGGGCUCAUGUGAUUUCUUUGGAGUGAACCACUAUGCAUCGAUGCAAGUAAAGGAUAAGCCGGAGAAUCUAUAGAUCCAACAACGAGAUUGGACUUUGGAUACGGCUGUCCAAUACAUAUCUAAUUGGUCUGGAGAAGGUGUAUUGCCUGCUGAAUUGCCUAUUACAACAUCGGGGCUGCAAGAAGUUCUGGAGUAUUUUAAGCAAUUCUAUGAAAACCCCCUCAUGUUUAUUCAUGAAAAUGGUCAAAGGCUAUUAAGCAAGCCGCGUGAAACAUCAAUGAACGACACGUCGAGGGUGAAUUACUUGAAGGGUUACAUUGGAGGUUUGCUUGAUGCAGUGAGGAACGGAUCCAACACAAAAGGGUACUUCACAUGGAGUUUCCUGGACUCGUUCGAAUUGUUAGAUGGCUACACUUCAAAUUUUGGCCUUUACUAUGUUGAUAUGAUCAAUGACCCGGAGUUAAAGAGAUACCCAAAGCUUUCAGCACAUUGGUAUUCAAAUUUUCUCAAGGGAGGGAACAAAAUAAUCAGUACCAUUUCGACGUCAAGAAAUGAAAUUUCUCAUUUUUCACAGUAGAAAGUUGAUUUUUCUUCGCAUGUAAAAUAAUGAAAUUCUAAGUAAUAUUUUUCAUUUGUAAGCCAUUGAGCACUGGAGUUAAAUUUUAUUGAAGGAAAAAUGAAAAACAGUCUGGCCCAAUUUCUCCC